Messenger RNA from Helobdella robusta, 471 nucleotides. RefSeq lists its product as hypothetical. Lineage: Eukaryota; Metazoa; Annelida; Clitellata; Rhynchobdellida; Glossiphoniidae. The record is from RefSeq and is a predicted model, not a curated record. Bases 1 to 471 code for a protein of 156 amino acids. The transcript is spliced from 5 exons.
AUGGACACGCCCAUAUUAUUAUUGCUGAUCGUCCAUGUCUUUACGGACCCACGAUUUCUUAAGAUGAAUUCUACUGAGCAAUUCUAUGUUGAAGACUGCAGAGCUAACUAUCACAAGGGCACCUUUAAUUUGAAAGCAGAGAUCCGGCAAUUCAAUUACUCGCUCGGCCCUAGCGCGAACAUUUACGAAUACACGGCAAUCUUCAAGAUGUUCACGGCCAAAAAAAAUAGAGAUAUCGGAUAUUUUGUAGAACCCGGUCCCGCCAAAAUUUUUAUUCAGAACGUCUUGACAACGUUGAGUAUCGAAAUAAAAAGAUUUGUAUUCAGAUCUGUCGAAGAUGCACUUGGUACAAGUACAACACCUGGUCACUCAAGUAGCAAACUACCAUUAUAUUUAUCCUUAAAACUUUUAAGACCGAUGAGUUCAAAGGCUUCACACACAUAUUCCUCAGAACUUUUAAAGGACAUAUAA